AUGACCUCCCAGGUUCGUCAGACUUAUUCCACCGAAGUGGAGGCUGCCGUGAACAACCUGGUCAACCUGCACCUGUGGGCCUCCUACACCUACCUCUGUCUGGGCUACUAUUUUGGUCGGGAUAACAUGGCUCUGGAGGGUGUAGGCCACUUCUGUGAAUUGGCCGAGGAGAAGCGCAAGGGUGCCAAGCGUCUCCUUAAGCUGCAGAACGAUCGUGGAGGCUGUGCAUCCUUUCAGAAUGUGCAGAAGCCAUCUCAAGAUGAAUGGGGUAAAACCCAGGAGGCCAUGGAAGCUGCCUUUGCCUUGGAGAAGAACUUGAACCAGGCCCUCUUGGAUCUUCCUUCCCUGGGUUCUGCUCACCCAGAUCCUCAUCUCUAUGACUUCCUAGAAAACCACUUCCUGAAUGAGGAGGUGAAAGUCAUCAAAAUAUGGGCAACCACCUGA
Myodes glareolus (Bank vole) is the source of this 444-nucleotide messenger RNA. The record is from RefSeq and is a predicted model, not a curated record. NCBI's taxonomy places the organism in Eukaryota, Metazoa, Chordata, Mammalia, Rodentia, Cricetidae.